CUUUACAGCACUGCUACAGAAAGGAAAAAGUUUUUGUUCAAUCAGAUCGUACAGGUUGAAAAUGGAAUUCCAGAAACACUUCAAAUCCAAUUAUAAUUUAGGAACUGGACCUGACCGUGUAAAAUUUUGCAUAUGCGAGCGUAGUCGUAAAAAUGUGAUUGUCUGCAGCCGCUGCAAACAGUCAUUUGUGGGCCGCAUUUCGCAACGCUGUCCAAAACACCCCGAAGUGACUUUUCUUAUGGACGCCCGUCAAUGCGCUUUCUGCGGUGCCCAUGCUAAUUUCUUGCAAGUAUCCGAGACCAAGCGCUGAAAUGGGAUAUUCUCAAAAACACUGACUUCGUUGACGAAUCUGCUAUUACAUAAACAUUAUUAUGUAUACAAAAGUGCCAAUAAGUAAAUAAACAGAAAAUUGUUAUUAAA
Drosophila elegans is the source of this 420-nucleotide messenger RNA. RefSeq lists its product as uncharacterized. The record is from RefSeq and is a predicted model, not a curated record. The transcript has 2 exons. Lineage: Eukaryota; Metazoa; Arthropoda; Insecta; Diptera; Drosophilidae. The coding region runs from base 62 to 310 and encodes 82 amino acids.